AUGGAUCUCAAGGCUGUGUUCGUCCAGAACAAGCUGACCAUCAGUGCUUCAGAAGAUCCUGAGCACGUUGCUCAGGAUCUGGAGAUGUACCAGAUCCCAGACCCAUUGAUGGGAGCACUGGGGAUUCUUGCGGCCCUAGCCGUGGACAUGAAGGCAGUCUUUGUUCAGAACAAGCUGUCCAUCAGUGCAUCGGAAGAUCCUGAGCGCGUUGCUCAGGAUCUUGAAAUGUACCAGGUCCCAGAUCCGGUCUCCUUCGCCGACGGCGUGCGGCCAUUAAACGCAAACUUGUUCGCAUAUCGCUCAGGAUCUCGAGAUGUACCAGAUCCCAGACCCCAUCUAUGGGGGAUGUUUAGAGGAUUGUCCAAUGCUUGA
Clonostachys solani is the source of this 372-nucleotide messenger RNA. The record is from the annotation of a GenBank genome assembly. Lineage: Eukaryota; Fungi; Ascomycota; Sordariomycetes; Hypocreales; Bionectriaceae.